AAUUCAGGAAGGCCUUCUUAGUGAAUCUUGUUCUGUGGAGCCAGAGUUGUGUGCAGUCAUCUUCACUGACUAUGAAUGUUUUGAUACUGAAGCCGGCACCUACUGUGUCAUCCCAACUUUUUGAAAGACAUUGGAAAAUGGGGCGCCACUCCUCAGAUAGUGAAGAUGAUAUCAGAAGUCGUCGUAAAAAGAAACACCGGAGGAAAUCAACUUCCAGCAGUUCUUCAGAUAGCAGAACAUUCACGCGGAAAAAAUCUAGUAGAAGGACAAGAUCACACUCUCGUCACCGCUCCCAUUCACGAUCCAAGGACAGAAGACAUAGACGGCGGUCUAGCAGCAGUUCAUCAUAUGAGGUCCGAAAAAAGCGAAGCAGAUCACGGGAUCGAGGGAAAUCGUACAGAUCACGGCGGUCUAGAUCAAGAAGCAAGAACAGAAGGUAUGGAUAAAUUAUAAUUUCUAUA
Chiloscyllium plagiosum (whitespotted bambooshark) is the source of this 461-nucleotide messenger RNA. NCBI's taxonomy places the organism in Eukaryota, Metazoa, Chordata, Chondrichthyes, Orectolobiformes, Hemiscylliidae. The record is from RefSeq and is a predicted model, not a curated record.